Cyclospora cayetanensis is the source of this 4077-nucleotide messenger RNA. RefSeq lists its product as uncharacterized. The coding region runs from base 1 to 4077 and encodes 1358 amino acids. The transcript is spliced from 14 exons. Gene Ontology annotation, cellular component: nucleus. Lineage: Eukaryota; Apicomplexa; Conoidasida; Eucoccidiorida; Eimeriidae. The record is from RefSeq and is a predicted model, not a curated record. Gene Ontology annotation, biological process: nuclear-transcribed mRNA catabolic process. Gene Ontology annotation, molecular function: RNA binding; 5'-3' RNA exonuclease activity.
AUGUGUGCAAUGUCGAGAGCCGGCGGCCCUUCCAGCCCUCUCUCUGUGAAAUGCUGCCAACCUGUGGCUAUGUGGCACGAGGGGCGCCAGUCCCUGCACACCGCAAGUCCUCCCCGAUCUGAUUUGCCUGCAGCUCGUGUCUUCCUGUCUGUUUCUCAGGCCGCUCUGAAAUCUGCCACAGCGCACUGCAGGCACAAAUGUGGCACCGAUCAGAACGCCGAUAGCAGCAGCACAGGCCAUACACCUUCUGAUACAGGAGAUCGGCAGGUGCUGCGGGCGCUGUGGAGCAUCAUAAACAACACCUUCAAGCGCUUCAGGGUAAGAAAGAGCAUUGUUUUUGCUAUUGACGGAGUGCCUCCGAUUGCAAAGCUCGCGAUAUCCCAACAGAGAAGGCUGCGAGCUGCACGGGCCGGGGUGCUAUCGGCUCGCAUCGAGGAGUCCUUCCGAGCAAGGCGAGCCAAAGAAGGGAUCGCGUCAGGUCUAAAUCGCUCCUCAGAGGAGUAUAACAGAUGCUACACCGAUGGGGAAGACUGCGAUACAAGCGAAGCAGCAGACGCCCUUGCAACAGAAGGAGCCCCCACCGGAAAAUCGGGAUACAGAAUCCGUUGGCUCUCUGCAUCUUUCGAGCGCGGUUCUACCCUUUGCGCUGUGCAUGCGUUGGCCACCCUUGCAGCUUCCUACUUGCUCUCUCCGGGGACUUACUUCAUGCGGCAGGUGGAGGGUCACUGCAGAAAGUUCGCAAAGCAGCUUCUUCUCUCGGGGCUUGUAGAGGCGUCGAAGGUCUUCCUCUCCGGCCCCUCCUCUUACGGGGAGGGAGAGCUGAAGCUCGCGGAUUGGAUAAAUUUUUCUUGCGACGCUGGUCGCUCUCAGACGCAGGAGGCUUCCUCAGAAUCCCAGGGGGCCUCAGAAAGGCGCAGCGGACGGAGUGCAUACAGCAGGGGACGACCCUGCCCUGGUUUAGGUCUUUUAAAAGUGAAGCCAACGGACAGCAUUGUGGUGAUUGGAGGAGAUGCGGACUUGGUGGUGCAGAGUCUUGCUCUGCCUUUCGCAUCGAACCUGUUUGUCUAUAAUCCGCAGUCGAUCGCGAGCUCCAAGACCAAGAGGGUCAUCUACUCUCUCCGAUCCUUACUCGGGGAGCUUGAGAGGCUUUUCCCAGGGCGGUCGCAUCUCGCGCGGAAUGACUUCGCACUGUUGUGCAUUUUAAAUGGCAACGAUUAUUUGCCAAAAAUACCGGGCUUCUCCUUUGCGCGUUUCGCCGCCGCUUAUGAGGCAACUCGCCGCAGGCCAGAAUGCGCAGACGGGGCGUGGGUAGACGCCAACAGUCGUUCUUUCGACUGGGGGUUCUUCAAAGUCUUCCUAGAAGAGCUCAACAAGAUCCACAGCUUGGAGACCGCGGCACGACAGAGGGAGGAGACUCUGAGGCUCAACGGCUCUAAACCAGCACGUGGCGUUUUUAAGGCAUCGCCGCUUCAAAUUGUCCACCAGCUUUUUGCCCAAAAGCGCCUUGUGGGGGCAGAGGCCAAAGAUAAGCUGCCGCAAGGGGCCCCCGAGGCUUCCCCAGAGAAGACUUGCGUUAGCGUUGCUAGCAGCGCUGGCGAUAAGAAGACAGCCCAACAGCGAGCGGCGCUGAAGCUGUUACAACUCUACUAUCCAGAGUUACUGCACCUUGUAGAGGAAGGCCCUUGGAAUGCAGUUGCCGCGGGAGGAGUAGGGAGCUCUGCUGACGCAGAGGAGAGUGCGAUACCCCAGCAUUUGUCUCCUGCUACAUUUUGCAAGGCAGCUGCUGCUCUCCGCGCUACAACCCCUUCCAACACGCUCAAUAAUCUAUGCUUGGUGCGAUCUCUGCUUCCUUCUGUAUUCAUCUGCGGCGUUCUUCAAAGUGGUUGCCGCUCCAUUGCCUUUGUACAGCCCCGUUGCAGCUGUUUGUACCGGCCUUUCUUCACACACAUGCACCGAAGCAAUAAGGUCCUUGUUUGUUCGGCCUCCAAUACUCAGGCGGCACUUCACGUGGCCCCCACCUUCGCCUUCACCUCCGAAGCCUGCGCAGCCUCCGUCGACACUGCAGAUUUAGACAGCGCAAGCAGCAAGAUAACGCCUCAGCGGACGGACGAGGCAACAGCUCUCAGACUUCCCAAGUGUCCAGAAACGUCGGAAUUCCCAAAAGAGAAGUGCAGUGGCGGGAGCCGCAGCAGCUCCAUGCGCGUGGAUGUGUUGGUAGGCGACCGCGUUUUGUUCUCAAGUCGAAUCGAAAAGGCGGAGUCUCAAGCCAAGGCCAGACUGAAGCACGCUGCUAGCAUGCAGGCUCUCCAGGCACUGGCGCCGGACUUGUAUGCCGGCCUAAGAGCCCAGGCCUGGACAAAUGACGGCCUCCAGUCCAGUGAAAGUGUUGCUUUCGCGGAAGCGGAAGGACAGGACUCAGCGGCAGCAGGGGAAAGCGCAGUCGGAGAGAAGGCGUUCACUGUAGAGGCGCACGUGGCUCAUGAAGCGGAGAAAACCGCGGCGUAUCUUAAAGGGCUUCUUUGGAAUCUGCAAAUGUACAUUGACGGCAUCUGCCCGAACAAUUUCUGGCAUUUCCCCUUUGACUCCGCUCCCUCGCUGCUUGCCAUUCAGGCAGAGGUGCAGCGCCAACUUAGAGGAAAUACCGCAGAAGGCCGAUUUUCGAACUCACCUGCGCCAGAAGCAGCUGCAGAGGACAGUGCAUCACUCGAGCAGCAAGCCGCCCCCAAGCCGGUCCCGCAAAGUCUGUACACUGCAGCGCUGCUUUCCCAAGAGGCCUUACAUGCCCUGGAAUCUCGGGAACGGUGCUCGAAGGAGCUCUUAGGGGGGCCCCCAGGGGGCACGCGGGCCGCCCCUUUGGCUCGGAGGCUCUUGAUGGCGAGGGCCUUGCUUGAGACAGUGGCGUCUCCGCAGGAGGACAGCAGCCCGCAGACUCAGACGGAGUCGCAGGGAGUCGGCGGGCCUGAGGGCUCUGCACACCGUGCAGACUCUCAAAAGGCCCUCAUCACCGCAACGCCCUCUUUAGUGCCUUUCUGUGGACCAGUGGAGAUAAGGCACCUCGAGUUUGCUGCUGCUUUGCUACGCUUAGGUACUGUGCUAAUAGCGUCGAAGCUCCUUGCGCAGCAGGCUAAAGACCGGACGCCUCCUGGAGAGGGGCUUCCCUCCAACGCUUUUGAUCCUUCGUAUUGCGCCUUAUUCGAGGAUCAACCCAGCAGUUACUGGACAGUUUUCAGGAAAGUCCCACGGGACAGGCCCUCAGGAGGGGCCUCCUCCGCUUCGGUUGAGGCGGCCUUAGGGGGCCCCCUGGCCAUGACGGCUAUAAGGGAGCGGAGAGCCCCCAUCUUCUGCCCCUCAGGAGCCAACCGCCCCUGGACCAAACCCCCCACAGAUCCUGAGCUCUGCAGUUUUUCUCUGAAUAUAUUGCGCAGGCCCCGCAGGGCAACAGCAGGGGGCCUCACAGAAGGAGUAACACACAAGGGGGCCACUGCAAGAGCAACGGAGCUUCCCCAGCUUUGCAGCACGCCGAGGGGGCCCCUUGAUACAAGGCCUUCACCCCCACAGUCCUCCACAGGACUGGAUGCCCUUCCUACUCGCUCGAGGCCGGCACCUGUACGCCGCUUUACAGUUCCAAGAAAGGCCUUAAAGGACCUUCCCUGGUCAAGCAGAAGCUCCCCUCUGUCGCUUGUUAUGUCUGAAGGGCACCUUAGGCCCCCGUCUCCCCCUCGCCCUCGCUGCUUGGCUUCUCCUGAUGGCCUCUUCCAUACGACAGUUCAGGCAACCCGCCAGCUAGCAGGAGGGGCUCUUGGGGCCCCCUGGAAAAACAUUCGGACGGCAGCUCCUACAAGAGCUUUCGUCUCUGCUGCCCUCCCCCUCCCUCAGCUUACGGAUCUCAAAGGGUGCGAGCUUACAGUCAUCACGCUUUACGGUGACAAAGAAGCGUAUGCGCUUAAUGAUGGUGCUCCCCCAUCAAAGGGCAGCCCCUCAAGGUCGGCCCCCGCCUUCAGAUGCUGUUUAAACGUGCUACGCCAGAGGGCAGAGGCCGAAUUGGUCAAACGCCACCAUCCAAAACCAACGGCUUAG